GGGAUCUGCUGUAGUGGGUCGUAGAUAAGGGCGGGAGGAAGCAAGCACGGUGGUGCAGCCACGUGUGGGGUCCCUCUUGUUAUUAGCCUGGAGUUAGCAGUGGUAUCUCAAAGAUUUCAUUGGCUGGGCUGAAUCUCCACCAAGCACUUAGAGCACGGGCUCGUGUAUAGAGACACCAUUGGCAGGACACCACUGGCAGGCAGUCUUAAUUUCUCCAGUACAGUUUACAAGUUAUUCUAUUCCAUUUAACAUUUUGGUUGGCGUUCAUUUGGAGUUAAUUUUGUCUGGGUUGUAAAAGGAAUGUCAUGCGUUUGGUGUUUGAAAGGAUUUUUUUUUCCAGUAUUUCAGGUUUUUUUAAAAACAAACUAAUAAAACCCGAUUUUAUAAUUUUUGAACAGACACAUGUUUAUCCUUUUAGAAAAUUAUUUCUGAGUCAAGCAAUGUUGUUACCUGGACCCCAUGCCAAAGCUGUACCCACCAGCGUAGGGGAAUGUCAGGGUGGGGAGGCAGGAAGUGGGUGAUUGGGGAGGGGGAACACCCUUUUAGAAGAAGGGGGAGGGGGAUAGAUAGGGGUUUUGUAGACCAGAAAGUGGGAAAGGGAGAAACAUUUGAAAUGUAUAGGAAAAAUGCCCAGUAAAAAAAAGAUUUUUAGUUUGUCCUUAUAUUGAUCAUGUAACAUUUCUUACAUCAGAAGUGACUGAUAAUGAAAACUUCUGUCAAAGCAAAAUAGUUCCUUCCUUCCUACUUCUCCCUUCUUUGUGGUUACACCAGCUUCAAGGUUUGUCAGUGAAAUCAAUUCAUACUGCAAUCCUCUUUAUUUAUAUUUUCCCUAAGAAAGUCAGGGAGGUGAGAAGACAUUCAUUCCAUUGUCUCUUUUUCUUACUGACUAGUCAGGGCUCAGCCUGGAAGGCUUGUCAAGACUCUCUCAUGAACUGGGCAGCGGAGGCAGAAUUAGGUGUUCAAAGGAAGAGGCAAGCCUGAGCUACAGAAGAAAUUGCCCUAAAGAGAAACAAGUAAUCAAAGAGUUGGGAAAAAGGAACAAGGAACAACAUUCUUUUUUAUCAUUCGAUAUUUUUAAUUUACAUUUCAAAUAUUCUGUUUAUACGUUUCCUGUUCACAUACCCCCUAUACCUUCCCUUUUCCCCUUCUGUGAGGGUGUUCCCCUCCCCAACCUCCCAUCCCUUCCUGCCUCCCCGCCCUGGCAUUCCCCUACACUAGGGGGUCCAGUCUUGGCAGGACGAAGGAAUAACAUACUUAAUUCUCCACAGACGUUGGAGGAUUAUAGACAGUUGACCAGAGCUGUGAUGCUCUAAAAAAAUGAAAUUUAAAAAGUGUUACUAACUCAGUUCUUUAAAAGAUAGAUAAUAUUGGAACAAUUUAUAGCUAAAGUGACUUUCAAGAAGGACAGGCCAUUCCCUGCUAGGGGAAAAGCCAUCAAUGAGAUAAAAUAUGAUCUUGUCAUUAAGUGUGAUUUGUAGCCUGACAUACACAGCUAUAGCCAAUAUCCCCUGAUUCAAAUUUCUGUGCUGACUUAACUACAUCAACAAAAUUUUCUUAAAUAAUACCUCCCCAAGUUUUAUACCCGCCAGUCUGGACAAUUUCUAUUCACAUGCGUAAAUUAAUAAAUGCUGGGGAGUUACAAAAUGAUUCACUUAGCCCUAUCAGGUUUCUGAGACAGCUAGGAAGUGUGUUCAUUCACUACCACAGGAUCCUUGUCGCUCUCUUCAUAGUGGGAGCAAUGCUGACUCCUGUGAAGCAGCCCCCUCAGUUCUUCUUGUCCAUUAUGACUAGAAAACUGCACCAACUUUGCUCAGACAUCUGCUCUUUGUCUGUUUUAAUGGCCAUGUAAAAUGUCAGUAACAGAAGACAGUGUCUCUGCUCAAUGUGCUGCUGUAGCCUAAGUUCUGAAAGCAGUUUUUCUCGUGAUGUCUCAAUGCUUUCUGCACAAAAAGUCCUCAGGCUUUCCUGGUCUGGGAGUGCGGCUCUGUUAAAAAAAAAAAAAUGCAACGAGUAAUGCCUACUUCUCAUUCCUUGGGAUGUACUUAUUGAUAACACAAAAUUUACCAUCUUCCUGAUUUUAUCUUGUGAGUGUGUUGUUUGUAUUGGCAUGUGUGUGCAAUGUGAUGUCUCUCUCUCUCUCUGUGUGUGUGUGUGUGUGUGUGUGUGUGUGCUAUACACAUGAGUGCAUGUGCAUGUGUGCUUAUGUGCAUACAGGUGUGUAUACACAUAUGGUAGCCAGAUGUCCAAUGUCAAUAUUAGGUAAUUUUCCUCUAUUCAGAAACCAAAGUGUUAUGUGCCACACUCAAUUGUGGUUUUGGAAAGCUAUGUCAUGGUCUUGGUAAGAUGGAUGGAUAAAUUUGGAAAGGUAUAAGAAAGGAAAGAGUAGUGAUACAAUGUGUAUCGUCAUAAAAUGGGUAUUAUUUCUCCAUAAAAAGUCAUGGAAUAACUUACAUCUGUCUUAUGUCAAGAUCUUUGACAACAUUAUACCAGUGAAUGAGCAUGAAGUUAAGGGACAGUUAGUAUAAUUUUACUUACAUAUUUAGAGACAUCAAUCAUGGACAAGGUGGAUUCAAGGAAAUAAAUAGUAUGAUUUUUCUUCUAUACACAUCAUUCAUGGACAAAGUGAAGACAAGGGUACCAGAGGUACCUAGCAGACCCCAGGACUUAGCCAAUAAGCUUCCAUCAUAAACAUUCUUCCUUGGAAAAGGUAUUUAAUCAAAGGGUAUGGAUGCAUAUUCUGCCAUGAACAGUCAAUAAACAGAUUAGAACCAAGGAAUGUCUCUGUCAUUUACCGCAACCUUGGGAACCGUCAGAAGGACUUCACAUACAGAGAGCAGCCUAGCUCUCCCAUAGAAGACCCAGCUGUGCUUCCGGGCUGCCACAGCCAAGCUAAGGACCAUCCCUGCUCAGCUAAGCAGGGGCUCCCCAUCCCCACAGCCCCUGAGAACACCACACCCAGUGGUGCCUAGAUGUCCAAUAGUUGGCUAUCCACACCCCACCACCUUAUCCCACCCCCAUGUGAAACCUAAUUGCAGGUCCAGGAAUCCCGGAACCAGCUCUUCCUUCUCCCUUCAUCUCGGACUGCAUUUCCCAUGGCUGAGCAGUGUCUUGGCAUUGCCCUGAAGCCCAGCAUCACUCAGGCAAUGGCAUGGGAAAUCAGAGUCAACAAAUCCCCACGUUCAGUAUUUCAGAAGAUCAGUCGCAGACUGACAGAUUGUCUGGCCAAUCAGUGGCUCAUCAUUUUGACUGACCUCUUUACACGGCUCAUGUUCCUGUUCACUUUGGACUCUAUCAGAUGUCCCUGCCUCUAAAUCUACUCUCCACUUUACCCGUUUGAUGAACUAUCUAUUCCAUGAUAUGUAGGAGCACCCUUGUCCGUUCUUUUUCAUUUCUUUUUCCAUUCACCUCCCAUUAGUUCUUACUUCACAUUCAUGGCUCUUCUUACUUCUAUUAUUGUUAUGUUUUGGAUAUGAGUGAUGUUUGUGUUCUGGAUUCCCGACAUACAAGGUAAAGAUGCUGCACUAGACAUUGAUUGUGUAAUGAGAGGGGCACACAAAAGACCCUGCACCAUGGAUGAUGAACACUUGCCCCUGGAGAGUGGAAGAGUCCAUGAAAAAAAAAAUGUACAGGACUAAGGCUGAGUCUGCCCCUACAAUGAAAGGUAGGAUCUAGGAAGACCUGUUUUUUUUUUUUUUUCUGACACAUGUGAGCUCUAAUCCUCCAGCAGGGAAGGUGCGAUUGUCUUAUGUCCAGACUAGGAGGUCAAACUAAUGAGGGAUCAGGGCAAAUGUAGAAAUUAGGAGCACCAGUGGGAGGUAGCUUGAAGGUUCUUUCUUUGAUUGUUCUCUGAUGCAAUUCUAUGAAGCUGUGAGGGAGGCCUUAAGCUGUGCCAUGUUUUGUGUAGUGGGAAGGAGGGUGAGGCAAAAGGGAGAACAGGAUGGCUAAGGCAUCACUGUCCAAUCUCCUGAGACUGGUGUGGCCUGUGUCCCUGGUGAGACUGGUGGUGUGUGAGACUGGUGGUUGUGUUGGUACAUGUGAUAACGUGGGCAGAAGCUCUUGACCUUUGAACUUCACUUAAUUGUGAUACUGUGGGGAAGGAGGCCCUCUAUGAUUCUGGUUACAGGAAUAUUGGUUGCUUACAAUAUCACUGUUCAUUGUGCAGUACAGGCAUUACUUCUGGUGUGUACUAGAUAGACAGAUGUGGAAAUGGAAGAACGGGAAUUAAGAGUUCCUAGCAUUGUGGUCCAUGUUCAAUUUUUUACUAAGAUUUUGGAAACCGUUAGAAGGAAAGAUGAUGUGAAUCGGCCUUCAGCGAUAUUUGAUUUGAAUCCUUUUACAUCUCCCCUACCACAUGCCACAGCACACGUUUCAAGGAAGUUAAAAUUCCAGGGUACAAAAGGAAUUUUGUGUUUCAGAGCUCUUUCAGGUAUUCAUGGUGCUUGGCAGGAAUCAGACAUUAAAAUAUUCGUCAACAUGGAUUUUUGUAAGGGUUUCUGAGGAGAUGGAAUUUCCCGAAAAGACAGGAGGGAAUACAGAGUCAUAGCCACCACUGUGAUCAUCUCCAUGUACAGAGUUCUUUAGAGCCUGGUGACUCUGGGUUUGGAAGAAAUAUCAGGAGUAGAUUGACAUGGAGAAAUAUAACAGUUAAAAGUCACUUUGAAUUAUUUUUGUUGAAGUUCUGAAUUUAAGGUGGUUUUUAAUUUCUAUACCCAUGCUCUAUAGGUAACUUUGGUAAGGUAAUAUUUAAGGGACUUUUCUCUUAUAUAAUAUCCCUACAAUCAGUGCCCUAUUUUUCAAGAAAUAACAUAGAAUGAGAGCAUAAGCAGUGUGAGGCUGACUUUCCCAUCUGAUUUAAAUCUGUAAUGACACUGUGAUUUGAACAUUGAUGUAAGAGCUUCAGCCUUCUGUCUACAUUAAACGUUAAAUGAAAAUUAGGGGAGAAAACACAGAAUCUAGCCAAAGCCUUCACAUUCAAUGGGUUAUUACAAUGUUUUCUAAGUGGGAAUGUUGAGAAGAUAAUGUAACUAUCGAGCUUUUUACACCCAGAGUUGUCAGAUCAAUGAGAAUCCAAUAGUUAAUACAGUAUACUGUAAAAAUCCAAAGACUGAUUACCAUGGAAACAGACCUUUCUGCCCAUGAGUCACAGGUCAUAGUGCAUGAAAAAUUAGAAAGAGGUUAAGAAACAGACUGAAUUGUUUUCAUCUGAAUUUAAAUAAUGUCAAUUAAUGAUUGUUGAGCAAAAAUGUAAUAUCUUUGACAAGUCACUCAUUUGUUUCUUUUUAUCUUGGUAAAUAACCAGCCUUAAAUGGUUACACAUGCUUUCGUGUGUGUGUGUGUGUGUGUGUGUGUGUGUGUGUGUGUGUGUGUGUGUACUUACUGAGAGUAAAACUUAUGAAUACAGAGAUCUAUACUGAACAUAGGAAUGGGCUUGGGCUUGGCAUAAACUCUUCUGUGAUGUUCAUCCUCUUCAGAAACAGCGUGAGAACUAUAUCUGUCAAAAUUAUACUUUUCUUGUCUUCACUAGUUUGCUUUUCUUUCUUCAUUAUUUUUCCUCUUCCUUUUGCAUUUUCAUUCAAGAAAUAUUAUAUUAAUAUUUUCAUUGAAAAUAGAUCUCUUCUCUUAUAUAGUAUAUCAGUACCACUGUUUCUCCUCCCUACACUCCUUCCAGUUUUACCUCCUCCUUUCAUACUUUCCUCUCUCCAAGAUCUCCACCCCAUAUGUUUUACCUUUUCGAAGAGAGCAGAUUUCAGAGAGCAGAUUCAAGCAGAACAAAUAAAAUAGAAAAGACAUGUUGAAUGUCCUCAAUGUGAAGCUGGGCAUGGUAGGCAAAUAGGAAGAAAAGAGCAUCAAGCUCAAGGAAAGGAACAGAGCCAUACAACCAGUGUUAGCAUUACCACUAGUCACCAAGCUAAUCACCAUAACACAUAAAGGAGGACGUGACUGAGACCCAUGCAAACCCCCCUUUUCACUUAGUGUCUGUGAGGAUCUUGAAACCCCAGGCAGUGUAAGGACUGGGUUCCUUCUGAUGCCCAGCUCCUCAAAUUAAACCAAAUAUUAAUUGGACACUCAAUAAGUUCAUCAUCCCCUUGGCUCAGCACAGUUGCAGGCAGGAGAGAGUCAGUGAGGGAUGGUAUAGCUUGUAUUGUGUCCAGAAUUACCUUUCUGUGGCCUGUAGAGUAACCUCACCCCCCAAAGAGACUAGAACAUAGGGGUGAAGUCUCCAAGCCUGCACCCCCUUUAUUUUUACAUUUAGUGAGCUGUGUGAAUGUUGUCCAAUACAGUGUGGCCCUGUGGUCAGAUUACAGAGAGCAAAAUGUUUUUCUUGGAAUCGGCAUGGAUAGUUUAGACAGCUCCUUGGCUAACACCACAGUGAACUGUAAAUCUGUCCCAAUACCAGACCUUGCUAGGUAUAAAGAUGGGUACUUCAGACUCUGUCCUCCAUUAAUAGCAGUGGUCCCUGGAGUCACCCUCUGAAUUCCGUGGGAGUUGCCAGUGCCUUAAAUUCCUGUAGUAAUCUGCCCAUGCUCUCUGAUUCCAGCUCGUUCUCCCUGCACUUCCUCUCUUCCUCUGUCUCCUCUCCAAAUGAUCCCUACCGCUUCUUUGCCCAUUUAACACAGUCCACCCAUAGAGUCUCUUCUAUUUGCCGUUUUCUCUGAUUUUUUAGUCCCUUUGUCAUUUUGAUAUAGGAGGCAUAUUGGAGGGUUUAUUGAUUUUUUGUUUGUUUGUUUUUUAGUUAAUCUUGUAUCCAGUGUUUUAAAGCUGUACAAAGUGGGUAGUAGAAUUUUUAGGGUCACUGAUGUAUAUUGUCAUAUCAUUUACCAAUUAGGAUUUUUCAUUUCUUACUCUCCAAAUUAUAUCCCCUUGAUAUCCUUCCAUUGUCUCAUUGUUGUAGGUAGAACUUCAUGCCAUACAUUGAAUACAUAUAGAGACUGAUCAGGCUUGCCUCGUUACUCACUUUAAGGAAUUAUUUUGACUUUAUCUACCUUUAAGUUGAUGAUCUAGGCUUACAGAAAAUUUUAAUUAUUAUAUUUGUGCUCAUCCCUUAUAUCCCAAAAGGUUUUUUUUUAAUUUUUUAUUGGGUUAUUUUAAUUUACAUUGCAAAUGUUAUCCCCUUUCCCAAUUUCCUGUCCAUCAAUGCCCUGUCCCAUAUCCCCUCCUCCUCCUAUGAGGGUGUUCCCCCACCCAUAAAUCCACCUCUUCCCACCUCUCCGCCCUGACAUUCCUCUGCACAGUGGGGUCCAGCCUUGGCAGGACUAAGGGCUUCUUCUCCCAUUGGUGCCCAACAAGGGCAUGCUCUGCUACAUAUGCGGCUGGAGCCAUGGGUCUGUCCAUGUGUACUCUUUGGAUGGUGGUUUAGUCCUUGUGAGCUCUGGUUGGUUGGUAUUGUUGUUCUUGUGGGGUUGCAAGUCCCUUCAGAUCCUUCAUUCCUUUCUCUAACUGCUCCAAUGGGCUUACAGUAAAUUUUCUGUAUCAUGUUUGCUUAUAUCCCUUGUUUCCUGCAAGGUUUUCUCAAAUUCACAGUGAGUACAUUCCCUUUGCGUUUUGAGUGCUUGGAUUGAAGAAAUCUACUAAGGUGUCCAGAUUGAACAUGAAGUUUUAUGGUGCUAGUGCUCCCCACCCCCUUUCUCUCCCAUACCAAAAGAAUUUUAAUCAUUAUUGUAUUUGUACAAAUGUUUUGCCCAUGUGUAUGGUUUUUUUCUACCCUGUUCAUCCACAUAGGACAGAAAGAUGGGGGGCUCUGUAAAAACCCUUAGAACUUGACUUACAGAUAGUGAGCUGGGAAUGAAAGCUGGAUGCUCCUGAAGAACAUUCUGUUUUCUUAGUUUUUAAGGUACUUUCGCCCCAUAUUUUUAUACCUGAUGAUUUUUCUGUCCCAGGCACUCCUGGUUACUUACAGAACAAACUUCUCUUCAUGAUGUUCCUUUACCAAAUAGGGAAGGAAACCAUGGUAAGAGAUGAGAAUAAAAACCUGGUGGAUAUUAACUUUGUCAACUUGAUGCAGAAAUUGAGGAGUCUAAUUCCAGCCAAAUCAUUGCCUUCAUAUUUAAAAUACAAUACAAUUUGGGGAGCUAUUUCCAGGCAACUAUCAGUCAAAUUCUAGGUACACAAUAUACUUUAUGUUUUGACAACAUGGAAACCAUUUUAUGAGGUACACAUACCACAAGAAUGGGUUCUAUUUAGAAACGACCUAGAAUUUAGUGUGGUCUCUGACCAAAAGCACAGAGGCAAAAAAGUACAUAGGACAUUUCCCCUAAGGCUGAUAAACAGUCUCAGGAAGGGAGGGUGUGGGAUAGUCGUUCAGCAAAUAUUGGACAAUGUCUGCCUCUACAGCUAAAUGUAGGUAAAGUUUGCCUUCAAAAAGCAAAGAGGAAGGUUGGGACAGCCUGUUGUGGGUGGUGCCAUCCCUGGGCUAGUACACUUGUCUUCUAUAAGAAAGCAAGCUGAGCAAGCCAGGGGAAGCAACCCAGUAAGCAGCGCUCUCCGUGGCCUCUGCAUCAGCUCCUGUAUCCUGACUUGCUUGAAUUCCUGUACUGAUUUCCCUUGGUGAUGAACAGGAAUGUGGAAGUGUCAGUUGAAUAAACCCUUUCCUCUCCAAUUUACUUCUUGGUCAUGAUGUUUGUGCAGGAAUAGAAGCCCUGACAGAAACAACUGACAAGCAGUCUACAUUCUCGGUGUCAUUUACUUUAUUUUCAGCUACAAUACUAAGCCACAAAAUGAAUUCCAUGGCCCUUUCUGCCUAACAUUUUUAUCAUUUAAAUAUGUUUCUGUAUGACUUUGAGCUAAAAUGUCCAUAAAUAUGUCUGCUUUUACACUAUGACCAUGUUCAGACAAGGACUAGUAGCAGGCAACCCUUUAGGUGAACAUAAACAGAAUCCCUAUUGAAAAUCUCAGUGCUUUAUUAUUUAUUAUAAUCACUGUUUGGAAAUGAAUGCCAAGCACUCUUUGCCUACAAAGUAAAAAGGAAAUCUUCCUCAGCUCUUCUUUUUUGCCUGCUGGGAUUGUUAUUCUUGAGAGUCAAGUUGACUGCAUACGGAAUUAACUAAAGCCAGAGAGUUGAGUACUCUGGGGGUUUUAGUUUCAGUAUAGCUUAUGAAGUGGGAAACCCUCCUAUAUUCUGAAGCUUUUGACAUGUGAAGAUCCACCUCAGUGAGAUACUUUUCCUCUGUUUACCUAGUGCUUGUAUUAGUCCAUGAGCCAAUCUAACCAGCUUGCUUUUCCUUUUGUAUUCUUUCUUGUCUUUUAUAUAUAUUUCUAAAUUUAUUCACUUUUCAUCCUGCUUCCUGCCUCCAUCAGCCUCUCCCACCAUCUCUCCCUCAACCCCUCCUGUCACAUUCUGCUCUGAGUGGGUAGUCACCUCCUGGGUAAUACUCCAUCCCUGGCACAUUAAUUCUAUGCUAGGGUACGCAAUUCUUCAGGCAGUUAGGCCAGAUAAUUCCACUGUUGCAGUUGUUUGGGACCCAACGAAGGCCCAGCUGCACAUCUACUCCAUAUGAGCAGGGAGUCAUAGGUCCAGCCCCUGGAUAUUCCUCGGUCGUUGAUUAAAACUGUGAGAACACAAAGGAUUGAGGUUGGUUGAUUCUCUUGAUCUUCCUGUGGAGUUCCUCUCCCCUGAGAAGCCCACAAUGCUUCCUCCUAUUCUUCCAACAAGUCCCCAAGCUCUAUCAAUUGUUUGGUUAAGGGUGUCUGUAUCUGUCAGAAUCAGGUGUUGGGCGUAACUUCUCGGAGGACAACAUGCUUCUGUCUGAAGGCUUAACAGUUUCAUUCAUUGUAUUAGAGAUUGGUGCUGCACCAUGGAAUGGGUCUCAAUUUGGCCCGGUUAUUGGAUGGCAAUUUCCUGUGUCUCUCCUCCAUGCAUGCAUUUGUUGUAGACAGGGUUGACAUUGUUGAGCGUAGGUUGGUCUCCCUAUUGCACUACUGGGGUUCCUGCCUGGCUACAGAAGGUAUUCUCUUCAGAUUUGUUAUCCCCAAUGUAGUGAGUUACAGCUAAGGUCACCCACAUUGCUUCUUGAUUGCCUCAGUUAUCCUAUGGAGAUGUUCCUCACCUCCUCACCUCUGUCAGGUGCAGAUUUAUAGUCAUUUUCUGGCAUCCAGCCAUUUCUCCUGUCCUUUUCCACACCUGAUCCUUCCUGAACCCCCAUUCUCCUUCCCAUUCCCUCUCCAUUCCAGGUCCUCACCUCCACAGUCCUCUCAUGACCGUUUUAUUCCUUCCUCUAAGUGGGAUUUAGGCAUCCUUGCUUGGACCGACUUUCUUGUUUAGCUUCCUUGUGUCUGUGGUGUGUAGCAUGGUCCCUGUAUGAUCCAGCGAGUGUUUACUGAUGAGUGAGUACCAGUCAUGUCCUCUGGGGACUGGGUUACCACACUCAGGAUUAUAUCGUCAAGUUCCUUCCAUUUGCCUGCAAAUUUAUGGUGUCUUUGUUUUUAGUAGGUGAAUAGUAAUCCAUUGUGUAGACGUACCGCAUUUUCUUUAUUCAUUCUUCACUCAAGGAACAGCUAGGUUGUUUCCAGUUUCCAGCAGGUAGGAUAAAACUCUAGGAAUAAAGCCCAGCUAUCUUUGGUAAAAUCCAGUACCCUUUCAUGUUCAAGGUAUUACAGAAUUCUGAGAUAAACAUAAUCAAAACUAUUUAAAGCAAGCCAAUAGCCAACAUCAAGCUAAAUGGAGAGAACCAUAAAACAAUUUCACUGUAAUCAGGAAAAACAAGGUGGCCUUCUCCCUAUCUAUUCAAUAGAGUACUUGAAUUUCUAGGCAGAGAAAUAGGAAAAAAAAAAAAACCUAAAUGAGAUGAAGGAGAUAUAAAUUGGAAAGGAAGAAGUCAAAGUAGAGCUGUUUAGUGAUGAUCUGAUAGUAUAAGUGAGUGGCUCCAAAAUUCUAUUUCAGAACUCCUGCAGCUGAUACCCACCAUCAGCAAUAUGGAUGGAUACAAAAUUAACUAUACAAAACAGUAGAUCACCUUUAUAUAAAUGAUAAUGGCACCAAGGAAAUACUAAGAGAAAUAGCAUAUUUUACAAUAGCCACUGAUAAUAUAAGGUAUCUUUUUGUAACUAGCCCAGCCAGUGAAAGAUCUCCCUGUUAAGUACUUCAAAUCCCUGAAGAAAAAAAUUGAAAAGGAUUUCAAAGGAAGUAAAAAAAUUUUCCAUGCUCAUGAAUAGACAGAAUUCAUAGUAAAAAUGGCCAUCUUACCAAAGCCUCAGUGCUUUUGUAGUUAGUAAUUAUUUAUACAACAUCUAUGAUGUGUGCUUAGCAUUGUUGAUCUAUUUACUGGUCUCUUCAUGUCUCUCCAGUGGCAUUUCCCUUGCAAGUGUCUAUCUUAUUCAAAAGGUGAGGAAGUGGGAGUUUUGAACCUUAUCGUUCAGUUUCCUUCUACAAUGAAUUAGUGAUAACAUUAUAACUUUUCUAUCAUUAAAUAACUGGAGAAAACACUAGAAUAAUGUGAAUAUAUGGUCAAUGAAAUAUACAUGUUCAAUAUGUAAACCUGCUUUGUUUUGUACACAUACAUGUGUAUGUGUGAUAUCUGAGAAGGCAGUGACAUAUGAGGACAUUCAUGUGAACUUUACUCGGGAAGAAUGGGCUUUGCUGGAUCCUUCCCAGAAGAGUCUCUACAGAGAUGUGAUGCUGGAGACCUACGAGAACCUCACUGCUAUAGGCUCUUACUGGGAAGAACAUAUUAUUGAAGAAAAUUGUCAAAAUUCUAGAAGACAUGGAAGCCAUCUUGACUGGAAUGAAAGAAUUCACACUGGAGAGAAAACCAAUGAAGUUGUGCAAUACAAAGAAGGGUUUGCAAGUCAAAAUCAUCUUCAUACACAUAAAAGCACACUUACUGAACCCUUUGUAUACUAUAGUACUGUUCAAGUAAACAGAAAAGCACAAACAGGAGAGAAACCUGGAGGAUUUAACCAAUGUGAAAAUGCCUUUUUAUCAAACACCUAUCUGAGAUGCCAUAAAAAAAGUCAUACUACGGAGAAACACUACGCAUGUAACCAGCGUUGUAAAGCUUUUGCACAAAUCUGUAGUCCUCAAAACCAUACAAAAACUCAUCCUGAAGAGAAGCCCUAUGAAUGUAACCAAUGCAGCAAAGUCUUUUCAUCGCACAAGUCUCUGCAAGCCCAUAAAAAAACACAUACUGGAGAGAAGCCCUAUACAUGUAACCAAUGUGGCAAAGCCUUUGCUAAACAUGCCCAUCUACAAAGACAUAAAAGUACACAUACUGGAGAGAAGCCCUAUGAGUGUAACCAAUGUGGUAAAGCCUUUGCUUGUCAAAGCUAUCUUCGAAUACAUACAAGGACUCAUACUGGAGAGAAGCCUUAUCAAUGUAACCAAUGCGGUAAAGUCUUUACAUGGCAGAGCAUUCUGCAAAGCCAUAAAAGAACACAUACUGGAGAGAAGCCCUAUGCAUGUAACCAAUGUGGCAAAGCCUUUGCCCAUUACAGUGAUUUUCAUCGCCAUACAAGAACUCAUACUGGAAAGAAGCCCUUUGAAUGUAACCAGUGUGGUAAAGCCUUUUUUCGUCACAGCCAUCUUCUCAACCAUCAAAGAACACAUACUGGAGAGAAGCCCUAUGAGUGUAACCAAUGUGGUAAAGCAUUUGUUUCUCAGAGCAAUCUUCAAAACCAUAGAAGGACUCAUACUGGAGUUAGGCCCUAUGAAUGCAACCAAUGUGGUAAAGUCUUUGCUUGUCACAGCAAUCUCCAAAGCCAUAAAAGAACACAUACGAAAUAGAAGCCCUGUGUGUGUAACCAAUGAUGUGAAGCCUAUGCCCAUCAAGGGGAUUUUCAGCGUCAAAGAACAUAUACUGGAGAGAAUCCCUGGGAAGGUAACCAACAUGGAAAGGCUUUGGUAUGUCAUAGCAUUCUGAAAAAGCUAUAAAAGAACUCAUACUGGAGAGAAACCCUAUGCAUGUAAGCAACGAGGUAAAGUCUUUGUUCAUCACAGUAAUGUUCAAAGCCAUAAAACAAGACGUACUGGAGAGAAGCACUUUACCUGUAACCAAUGUGGCAUAGCCUUUGUACAAAACAGAAAUCUUCAAUGGCAUAAGAUGAUCACAUACUGCCGAGAAUUCCUGUGCAUGAAAGCAAUAUGAUAAAGUUUCUGCAUGUCAUAGCAGUCUGAAAAGCCAUAAAGAGAAGCCGAGUGCAUUUACCUAAUGUGGCAAAACCUUUGCACAGAUCGGAAGUCUUGAAAGGCAUAAAAAAAGUCACAUACUGCUGAGAAUUUUUGUGAAUGUAACCAAUGUAAAAAACCCUUUGCAGAUUACAGUGAUGUUCAAAGAAAUAAAAGAACACAUUCUGGAGAGAAGCCCAAUUAAUUAACCUAUAUCAUGGGGUUGGGGAUUUAGCUCAGUGGUAGAGCACUUGCCUAGUAAGCGCAAGGCCCUGGGUUCGGUCCCCAGCUCCGAAAAAAAGAAUAAAAAAAAAAUUAACCUAUAUCAUAAAUAUUCUUCCUUUCACAGUCAACAUCAAAGUCAUAAAAGAACACAUACUAGAGAAAAACCUUAUGAAUGUAACCAAUGCGGUAAAUCUUUGAAUAGAAUAGUGAUUUUAAAGUCAUAAAAGAACAAAUACUAUAGAGAACUCUUUUGAAUGUAAUCAAUAUGGUGAAGCCUAAGCAUGCUACAGCCAUUUGGAAACUCAUAAAAAGAAAAUCACAUGAUGUGCAGAAGUCUGGUGAAUGUAAGGGAUCUGCUAGGGCCAUUGUACACAGCUGUGAUCUUCAAAGGCAUAAAUGAAUGCCUCCUGGAGAGAAGCCCUUUAAAUAUAACCAGUGCUGUAAAGCCUUUGCUCAUUAUGGUGGUCUUCAAAAAAUUCCAAAUGACACCAUGCAGUGAGCCCCUGUGCAUAUAUCAACUUGAUUAAGCCUUCGCAUAUCAGAGUCAUCCUCUAAUGCAUGAAAGCAUUCAUAUAGGAGAGACACAGUGGGUUUGUAUGUUUGACUCUUGCCUGAGUUAAGUACUUUGCCUAGCUUUGAUAUGAGGAUUUGUGCCUACUCUUUUUCACAUGUGAUGUGGUGUUCAGUUGCUAUCCCCGGGAUCCUGCUCCUUUUCUUUUUUUUUAAUCAAAAUGGCAGAGUUGUGGAUCUGGGUGUGAAUGUAAGUUGGGAGAGUCAUAGAGGAGUGUUCAUAGGGUGACCCAACCCAGGAACAAAACCUUCAGCCUAUAAUCUUUCCUACUUGAAAGAUGUGCUGGUGUAACAGUAACACAGAAGUUGUUGGAUUGCCAAUAAUUGACUGGUUUACUUGGAAGCCCAUGAAGAAGAAGGAGCCUGUAACUGGCAUAUCUCACUGGAAAGAAAAUUUAGGCACUUAUCAAGCAGGACAAGUGUUCAGAAGAGCCAGGAUUUUAUUACAUGUACUAACUGCUAGUUUCUGCUUCUGAUAUGUUAAAUAAGUUAGCCAUUUUCCAGAGUUUCUUUGAGAUUUUCACAAUCUAGAAAUAAAUGAUCAAGUGUUUGUAAAUUAUUUCAUUCUACUUUAUGAUAUGUAAGUUAUCCUGCCCUACAAUUUUCUAUCCCCUGUACUGGAUUAAAUGAUUUCUCUGCUUUUAAUGAGAAUGCUGGGCUUCUUUGGAAAAUUAUCAGAAUAGGGUACUAUAUAGUAAGAAACAAAUUGAUAACUGAUAUUACCUCCUGAUACUCUAUUCCUCAGCUCUUUUGUCUUAUUUCUUUCUUUGUAUUUUGUCUUUAUGAGUAUUUUGUUUGAAUAUAGAUCCGUGAGCUUCAAGACCAAGGAGGUUACAGAUCAACUAGAACUUCUGUUGCAGAAUGUCAUGAGCCACACUAUAAGUACUAGAACUGAGGUAGUGUCCUCCAGAGAAGCAGUCAUUAUGGAUAAUCUCUGAGCUACCAGUCCACAAAAAUCGAACAGACAGUGAAUAGAAUUCCCUUGAAAUAAUAUAGUAUGUCAAUAUAUUUAAAUGCAUAUGACAAAAUUGUCUAGAUUCACACUGUAUUCUGUGCUCCACAAAGUUGUUCAUUUUGCGAUGAACACUGGAUAAAUGAGUACUAUCAACCUCCGUUGGUGGUGGGAUCACAAGCUGGUACAGCCACUCUGGAAAUCAGUCUGAAGAUUCCUCAGAAAAUUGGACAGAAUAAUACCUGAGGACCCAUCUAUACCUCUCCUGGGCAUAUACCCAAAAGAUGUUCAACAUAUAGCAAGGACACAUGUUCCACCAUGUUCAUAGCAACUUUAUUUAUAAUAGCCAGAAGCUGGAAAGAACCCAGAUGUACUUCAAGAGAGGAAGGAAUACAGAAAAUGUGGUAGGUCUACACAAUGGAGUACUACUCAGCAAUUAAAAAACAAUGACUUCGAGGUUGGGGAUUUAGCUCAGCGGUAGAGCACUUGCCUAGCAAGUGCAAGGCCCUGGGUUCGGUCUCCAGCUCCGAAAAAAAGAAAAAAAACAAAAAACAAAAAACAAUGACUUCAUGAAAUUCAUAGGCAAAUGGAUGUAGCUAUAAAAUACCAUCCUGAGUGAGGUAACAAAAGUCACAGAAAACCACACAUGGUAUGUACUCACUGAUAAGUGUAUAUUAUCCAAAAGCUCAGAUUGCCUGAAAUACAAUCUACAGACCACAUCAAGCUCAAGAAGAACGAUGACAGAUGCUUCAGUCCUUCUUGAAUGGAGGAACAAAAAUAUUCAUAGGAGGGAAUUUGGAUACAAAGUUUGGAGCAGAGACUGAAGGAAUGGCCAUUCAGAGCCCACCCUACCUGGGGAUUCAGCCUAUAUACUACAGCCAAAAAAACAGGACUGCUGAUGCCAAGAAGUACAUGCUAUCAGGAGCCUGAUAUAGCUGUCUCCUGAAAGGCUCUGCAAGAGCUUGACAAAUACAGAGGGAAUACUCACAGCCAAUCAUUGAACAUAGAACAGGGUCCCCACUGGAGAAUUGUUUGCAACUCCGUAAGAGCAACAUUACCAACCAACCAGAGCUCCCAGCGACUAAACCACCAUCCAAAAAGUACACAUGAACAGACCCAUGGCUUCAGCUGCAUAUGUAGCAAAGGAUGGCCUUGUUGGGCACCAAGGGAGGAGAAGUCCUUGUUCAUGUCAAGGCAGGACUCCCCAGUGUAGAGGAUUGUCAAGGCGGGGAGGUUGGAAUGGGUGGGUUGUUGGGGGAGGGGGGCAUCAUCUUAGAAGAAGGGAUUGUAGGGCUGGGUUAGAAGGGUUAUGGACGGGGUUGGGGAUUUAGCUCAGUGGUAGAGUGCUUGCCUAGGAAGCGCAAGGCCCUGGGUUCGGUCCCCAGCUCCGAAAAAAAAGAAAAAAAAAGGGUUAUGGACAGGAAACUGGGGAAGUAGAUAAGCUUUGAAAUAUAAAUAAAUAGUCAAUAAAAAAUUCUUAGAAAUCUCACUCUGGAAAAAAAAUCAGUUUUCAUAGUUUAGUUGGAAAAACACUUUGAUUGUUAGAUCACGAAGCUGUAUUUUCUUUGUUUAUCAAGGAACAGUGCUUAAAUACAGUGUUCCUAAUUACAGUUUGUUAUCAAUCUCAAAUUAAGUCUUUCUUGCUUAGAUUUCUUCCAGCAAAACUUUCUUUAUGUUAAUAAUGGAAAUAUUUCCUAAUAUUUGUUUUUUAAAAGAGUUUUCAUUGAUAAAUCUCAUUAACAGACUAUCAAUUUUUUAUUAGGAUCAACUUCCUCAUUGUGAAUACUACUACUUUUUCUCCUGUUUACCUAAGGUUCCCUACAUGACUACAUUUUCUAAAGUUGUAUAUUCAUACAGUCCAAUUACGCCAGCAUUGUUUUUUUGUUUUUUUUGCCAGUACCCGCAUAAAAUGCAGCAUGAUGGCACAUUAAUGAAAAGCGGGAGUGAUAAAGGAGGAUCCUUUUAACUCAGUUGGAAGCCAGCCUGGCUGUAUUAUGGAGCUUCAGGUUUAACAGGAUCCUGAAUCAAUAAAUAAAGUGGAGUCCAGCUGUGGAAUAUCACCCAGUUAUCAUUAUGUAACAUAAUGUACAAUAAUAUACUACAUAUAUUUCCAUUUAGUGUAUGUUCACUUACCAUAGCAUGCCUUUGAUACCUAGGUUAUGACAUCAGUACUUUCCAAUAUGCAAUCAUAUAAGAAAUCAGUAGGAAAAUAUAACAGUUACAUUGUUGCCAUUGGGCAGUUUAAGAAAUAUGUGGCCUUCAAGGGAGGGUCAGAAAUAGCUAUUUAGAGUACAAUGAGAAAGGAAGACCUAACAUCAUUCAUCUUGAUUCCUUUCACUUCUGAAAUUAGAUACCUUCCCAACUACUGUAGCUUUACGUAGCACUGGAGCCAGCCCCGCGCCAGUAUUGCAUUAUGAUAUUGUGCAGGCAUGUUACUGGUGUGGUUACAGCACUCGUAGAUGAUACUUGUGAUUGUUCUAUUGCAAAGUAACUUCCAACAUCAUGAAUGAUAGCAGUAGGGGUGACUCUACUGGUUGGGUACCUCUUUGACUUAAUUUGUGUUCAGUGCCAUAAGUGACGGGGACCUUCAGUAGGGUUUCCCUUUAGGUUAUGAAUAGUAACCAACAGCCUUGUUCGCUGAUGCCAUACAGGAAGACGUACACUUGGCAGGUGAUCUUUGUAGAGAUCGCCAACCAUUUUGCAUGGCAGUGAUGGGUGUAUCCUGUAGAAGCAUGGACCCAGAGGCUUCAUCUCAGGAUUGCUUCUUGCUGCAUGCUCUGUCAUGUUUGUCAUUGCUUUAUUCCUCAUAUAUCUAGCAUGGUAUAAUUAGGUGUGGGCAGACCCUCACUGCCUGUAACCUUGUGUGAUUGCUUCCUGCUUACUCUAUUAAGUAAGUUUCCUGAAGACAAACAGGAUGAUGAACUAUCAAGAAAUAAAAACUUGUUCAGAUCAACUAACAAUUUUACAGAAUUCCUGAUCUGACUUAAAUAGCUUUAGGAAGUUAGACUGGGUUGUAGAAAGUAUAAGGCGAUGGUAAGUGGUUGUUCCGGAAAGAUGAAACAAAGUUAGAAUUUAUAAAAUGUACCUCCUCCCUUGUAGAAUAGUGAGGACUGCAUAGGUAAGGAACAGUGUAGUGUGAGCUUUCAUGCCUUACAAACACGCAGUUAUCCUUGGAAGACAAAAAUAGUCUUGGGACAAGUUGAUGGUCCAAGACAACAUUCCUUCUAAGUUGGGUCUGAGUUCCUGGACCUUUCAUCUAGGGCUGUAGCCACAGGUUUUGGGUGUACCAUGAAAGGACGAGAUUAUGAAGAAGGGGUAAAUAAUUCUACUUUAAGAAGAGAGAAUUUGACUCCAAACCCAUUCCCAAAACACCCACAGGAAGCCCAUCUCCCAGGUGCUCUAACACACCCAGGAUCACAGAUGAGGAGGCCACAACAAUUGCCCCAACAGCCAGAGUAAUUGUGAAACCCGCACGCAUCCAGAAACACAGAAACCUGCCAGCUUGAACCUGCAACUGGAGCAGACCUGGUUCUUCGGCUCUGCACCCUCUCCUCCAACACUCAGUGGGAGCCCAAUUUCCAGGUUUCCUGAAACACAAAGGAUUACAGGAGAGGCCACAACAUGUACUCCAACACCUGGACUACCUGGGUAUCCCAGGAUCCAGGGACUCAGGAACCACUGUCCAGUCAGUAGCAUGGGUUGCUUCCGGUUUGAAUCUGCACUGGGAGCAGACCUGGAGUGCUAGCUCUGCAUCAUUUUUUUUACAACACCCAGAGGGAGCCUGACUCCCUGGUGCUCUGAAAGGCCCACUAUCAUAGAGGAAACUCCACUCCCAGGAGAUCCGACAAAUCCAAGAACACUGGAGUUCUGACACACUCAAGAUCACAGUUGAGGCCACAACAUCUUUCCCAACAUGCAGCAUAACCGUGACCCCCACCGGAAUCAGGAGAAUACAAACCUCCACCCAGCCAGAGGCACAGUUCCUUCCAGCUCACUUCUGUUCCUGGGGCAAACUCUCCACCCAACCCUGCAACACUUAGAGGCAGCUUGACUCCCAGGAGCACAGGAUCAAAGGGACAGCUGGACUCUGAGGAGGUCUGAAAAAGCCAGGAUCACCGGAGGGUCCUACUCCAGUUAGAUACAGCAAAGGCAGGUAGCAUUAGAGAUAAGCAGAUGGCAAGAGGCAAGUGCAUGAACACAGACAAAAAAAAAAAAAAAAAGAAAAAGAAAAGAAAAGAAAAAGCAAA
Rattus norvegicus (Norway rat) is the source of this 19090-nucleotide messenger RNA. RefSeq names its product zinc finger protein 951 (gene Zfp951). The record is from RefSeq and is a predicted model, not a curated record. NCBI's taxonomy places the organism in Eukaryota, Metazoa, Chordata, Mammalia, Rodentia, Muridae. Gene Ontology annotation, biological process: regulation of DNA-templated transcription. Gene Ontology annotation, cellular component: nucleus.